Molecule: messenger RNA, 2524 nt
Organism: Limanda limanda (common dab)
Lineage: Eukaryota; Metazoa; Chordata; Actinopteri; Pleuronectiformes; Pleuronectidae
Product: phosphatidylinositol 4-phosphate 5-kinase type-1 gamma-like
Exons: 18
Coding region: 1-2460 (819 amino acids)
Biological process (GO): phosphatidylinositol metabolic process
Molecular function (GO): phosphatidylinositol kinase activity
Source: RefSeq, a predicted model, not a curated record
AUGGACGGGGACACUGCGGAACCCGGAGAUGACGGCUCCGCCAGCCUCAGCAUCCAGCUCGACCUGGGGGACACUGAUUCAGCCAGGAGGGCUCAGACAACAGAGAUGCCGUCCCCGUUCGGAGCGGGCCUAGCCAACGAGAGGAAGAUCGGCCACAGGAGAGUCGACGCCUCUGGAGAGACCUCGUACAAGAAGACCUCCUCCUCUGCCUUGAAAGGGGCCAUCCAGCUGGGUAUUGGCUACACCGUUGGCAACCUCAGCUCCAAGCCUGAGAGAGACGUGCUGAUGCAGGACUUCUACGUGGUCGAAAGCAUCUUCUUCCCCAACGAAGGCAGCAACCUCACACCCGCCCACCACUACCUAGACUUCAGGUUUAAAACCUACGCUCCUGUUGCCUUCCGCUACUUCAGAGAGCUGUUUGGGAUCCGACCUGAUGACUACCUGUAUUCUCUGUGUAAUGAGCCGUUGAUCGAGCUGACGAAUCCAGGAGCUAGUGGCUCCAUAUUUUACGUCACCCGUGAUGACGAGUUUAUCGUUAAAACCGUGCAGCACAAGGAGGCUGAGUUUCUACAGAAGCUGCUCCCUGGUUACUAUAUGAACCUGAACCAGAACCCCCGGACUUUGCUGCCAAAGUUUUUUGGGCUCUAUUGCGUCCAGUGUGGGGGGAAGAACAUCCGAGUUGUCGUGAUGAACAACAUUUUACCACGCUCCGUACGCAUGCACCUCAAGUUCGACCUGAAGGGCUCGACGUACAAGAGGCGAGCUUCCAAGAAGGAGAGAGAGAAGUCCAAACCUACUUUCAAAGACCUGGACUUUCUGUGCGACGUUCCUGAAGGUCUCAUCAUGGACCAAGACACAUACAGUGCUCUGGUCAAAACGCUACAGAGAGACUGUCUGGUCCUGGAGAGUUUUAAGAUCAUGGACUACAGUUUGCUGCUCGGUGUCCACAAUAAGACCCAAGCAGAGAGAGAGUAUCAGUCCCAGGGUUCGCCUGCGGACGGGGGGGAUGAGAAGAAGCCGGCGGCCCAGAGAGCCCUGUACUCCACUGCUAUGGAGUCUAUACAGGGAGGCUCCACAUGCAGGGAUACACUGGACCAUGACGACACUAUGGGAGGCAUUCCAGCCGUCGGUGGUAAGGGAGAGCGCCUCCUGCUGUUCAUCGGGAUUAUUGAUAUUCUGCAGUCCUACAGACUGAUUAAGAAACUGGAGCACUCCUGGAAGUCGCUCAUCCAUGAUGGGGACACAGUGUCGGUCCACAGACCUUGUUUCUAUGCUGAGAGGUUCUUCAAAUUCUGCAGCACCGUUGUGUUCAAGAAGAGCAGCUCAUUGCGAUCCUCUCCAUCUAAGAGGGGCCGAGGGGCUCUCUCCAUGUCCAAGUCCAAUGCAGGAACCGGCUCAACUGGACAGAGACCCUCAGUGAGCGACGAGAGGCAGGAGAACCUGGACAACCUGGAGAACCUGGACAACCUGGAGAACCUGCGCGGAGCUCACAGCUUCCCCAUGCUGGAGGACAACGGGAGAGAACCACCCUGCACUCCGCCGUCUUUUGAAGAUGCCACCACUGCGUCUAUUGCGACCACGCUUUCUUCCAACAACUCCUUACCCACCACCCCCUACGAUACUCCGGAGCACCCCCGCUACAGGAGGCAGCUGCACUCACCGAGUGUGGUCAGGUCACAAAAAGAGGUGGUUGAGGUUCAUGGGGAAAAGCAGGACACCAUAACAGUGGAGGUGGAGUUAAGUAAAAUCCCCCAGAGCACGGAGCUCACCCAGAUGACAGAGAUGACCUCUCCCAGCCACCUGUCACUGGAUCAUCAGCCCGGCGCCUUCGCUCCCUCCACCCCUCCCUCUCUCAGUCCGUCCACAGCACAUUCCUCCUCUACCCUUCCUCCUUGCUCCGUUUCUUCCUCCUCCGCUGUGCAAGCCACCGGGAGGUCUUCCUCCACCACGUUCUCCUCAUCCAUCUGUCCGUCCACCAAACCACUCACCUCUCCCACGGCUGCUCAGGCUUCCACUCCCUCUCCUCUGUUCUCUCCCUCAGCCGCACCAUCCACACGUCCCACCUCGGCCAACGCCUCCACGCUCCCUCCCGCCUCGGCAUUUACUCCCAUCUGCCCCGCGUCUUCCUACUCACCCCCCCAAAGCUCCUCUCACCCUCUCCCCUCGACACCUCCCUCCUCGGUCCCUCCGAGCCCCCAGGUGCCUCGGCGGGAGCCGCGCACGUCGUGCAAUCAGCUGUCCUUGUCCAGCAGCCACAACUCUUUGGAUGGAGAGGUGCAGGUGUCCGACAUCUAUUUUUACGCAGACGGCAGAUACUGGGUGUACUCCCCAGUGCUUGGCCGUCGUAAGCUAAACUCUAGCUUGAGUUACAGGCAGACUCAGGAGGAUCGGAGCUGGGUGUACUCUCCUCUGCACAGCUCAGCAACCAGAAGGGGCUCAGAUGGGGAGAGUGAGACAUAACUCAAGGUGGAGACGCCAGUGACAGGAGCUGAGAGGUUUAAUAAUAAAGGCGCCAGGACUCGAU